AUAAUUGAUGUACCAUUGCGACUAUCGGCACAGGAACUUCUUAAUAAUCCUUCACUGCCAGGUUUGUCAAUAUUCAAAUGAAAACACGGCGGCAAAAAUUAAACGGUCACUAAAUAAUGAAUGUUUCAUGAGGUGAAAGAUGGAAUGUUCCAUUUAACGAGGCGACAGCCGAGUUGAAUGGAACAUUCCAUCUUUCACCGAAUGAAAAUAUUCUUACCAUUGCACGAAUAAAAACAUUCAUUAUUUGUUUUAUAUAAUACCAAAAUAGACUAAUAGAUUCGUAUGAGAAGCAUUUUGACGGAUGCAAUUUAUCGAAAAUACAAAGAGUGCAAUGGAAUAAAACGUAUAGUACAAUUGCACUCGCAAAGAGUGCAAUGGAACGUAUUCCAUUGCACUCUUGGGAAAUGGAAUUUUCUAUUCAAUAUCACGUGACCAUAAACAGUCAAUUCAAUAUAAAGGUAUUUUAUAAUAUAGCAUUUGUAAAUUCUGAACGCUGAUUGGCUAAGAGCCGUGUUGAUAUAAUUCAAUGUCAACACAGAAACGUUGGAAAAUUUCUUUCUUUAUGUUUCCGUUUGUGCUAUAUUAUAAAACAAAUAAAACAAUUUUUCCGUGUUGAUAUACAGUUAUAUCAACACUCGUGGAAAUUGGUGCGGGCGUCGCGUUUCCACACAAUUUCUCGUUUUCCCACAAUUUCUCGUUUUCCCAAUUUUCACUCGUGUUGAUAUUUAACAAUUAUUCGCCGAAGGCGAGGUGAUUAUCGGAAAAUAUUCGCCGAGACGAAGUCGAGGUGAAUAUUCCCCGAUAAUCACCGAGCCUGAGGCGAAUAAUUGUUUUAGUAUUUUUGUGUUUUUUGGGACUGGAUUUAUUUUAAUUUCGCUUAUUUCUUCAUCAGUAUAAUUAUGGCCACACAACGGCUAGCCGCCAUUUUGAAAAUUUCGGUUUUGUUAUAUUCACCUACAGGUGAAUAUAACAGCUUGUGUAAUACGUCAAAUUUGACCAAUCAAUUUGUAGGAUUUGUUAAUUGUUAUGUUCACUUGUGCAAAAAUACUUGAAAACUGUAUAUCAACACGGAAAAUGUGUUAUGUUUGUUAGCUAUAUACUAUACUUAUACUUAUUUUGAUUUAUAUUCCGUAGCACUUCGAAGUAGACCAUUUAUUGAUAUUUGGAGGCAAAAUGCUGUCACAAGAAUAAUACCAGACGAAGAAGUGCCUGGUUUUUUCCACGAUGCAGACGAUUCUGGUUCAGACCAGCCGUUUGAGCGUGAGGUUUGAGCUUUACUGUACAGUACACGACGUCUUGCAUUACUUUGCAUUACGGAAGUUUCGGUCAUUAAUUCUAACACUUUUCCUGACACCUGUCUCAACCCUUUACCCGAACCCAACCACAACUUCCUCUAACCCUAAUUUUUAAUGAGGUUGAAUUGCGGAUGGAAGCAAAGCAUUGCAGUGCAGGAUAGAUGAUUCCAGCUUAGACUAAAUUUUGAUCUAGGCAAAAAGAACAAUUCCAUCACAACAGCUCGAAAGAGCAUGUUAACAUUAGUAAUAUCAUGUUUGCGUGAAUUUCUAUUGUUCUAUUGUGCUGUAUUAGUAACUAAUUCACUCGCCUACUCAAAUGUACAGGUCGUAUUAGAACUAAUACGACCUCAGUUGACGUCACUACGGGUCGUAUUAGUAUUACCACAUCACCUGGAAAGUUUGAGCAAAAUUAUCACAAAAUUAUGCACUGAAAAACACACAAACAUUUAAUUGUUAUCAUUACUUGCUAAUAUAAUAUCCGCCGACAUCAUUGACAGUGUCUGAACACUGAUUUGGGUGAAAUUCACGCAAAAAUAAUAUUACAAAGUAAUAUCAUGAAAUGAGGAGUAUUAGUCAUUAAACCACCCGCUCGACGAGGGUCAUUUAUUAAAAUUCCCGAGGGCUACGGCCCUACAUUUCGCAACCAAACUUUGCAAUUUUACUCAUUUUAACCUGCUCUUUCUAGCUGUGGUGAUGGAUUUUGUUCUUCUUUAGAUCACUGAGAAUUUAGUCUAUAUAGCCGGAUUCAUCCAUUAAUUAAACACUACUUACACAAGGUUUCGACAAGAGGGAAGAAUUAUCAAACCUAAGAAAUCUCCUGUCCUCGACCUAGCACACUUCACCCAGAGGUAUAAGGACCAUAGAUAUCUUAUAUCACUAGAUAGUGCAUCUAAUUAUUUUGCAAUUCAAAAAUUGAAGCCGUGAUUGCAGACUCAGGAUAUUCCCAUGAAAUGAGAAGGCUCGUAUGUUUUCUAUUUCUUAAACAGGGAACUUAAACAUUAAGUUAAACCUAUUCCGAAUACAUUUUCAAGCUAUUCAAAUGAUGAAAGUUAUUGUUGUUUUUAAGCGUUUAUUAGCGAGUGGCCGGGAAACUUCAACAUGGCCGCCAUCUAUUCAAAUGGGAGUAACCGCUGGAAUAUUCUUGGCUUCAAUUUUACUAAAAGAGAUGCGCUAUCUAGUGUAUAAAAGAUAUCAUGAUAAGGACCCAUAUAUAACGGCUAAAUAUGCUAUUUGUUUCACACAGGUACCUCUUGUUGACGGUCAACCAAACGAAAGCAGCGACUAUGAACGGUCCCGUACAUCGUCCAUAGUGCCAGACGUGUUAGUUGACACACCAGGCUCCGCAAGUGAGUAUACCAUUUACCCAUGCAUACACGGGCAAUCAGCUUAGUUUCAGUAAACUGAUGAACUAGUGUGGUUAGCUUUUGGCAUGGAUUGUAAAAUAACUGGAUAGGAAACUUCUGACGUCAUUGGCCUCAUCCUUGUCACAGAGCAGAGACAUAUGUCUUAUCUACUCUGUGUCCUUGUUGAAAAACGUGACGUCACGCGUAUUGCGAAUGUUACCAAAGUUCUCGGCAUUUUUGUUGUUUUGCUAUAUUUUCCACUUUAAAAGGGUGAUAUUGAAGCAUAAACUGGUCUGAUUGUUUUAAAAACAUGCCUAAGCCAUGACAAAAUGUUCAAGGUAAAUGUUUUUCGUCUUUGUUUUGUAUUUUUUUACAUUUGUAGCUACGAAAUUGGCGUCACAAAUUUUAACGAAAUUUGCGAUGUAUUUUUCACUGUUUAGUGCUUGAAAUAUUUGCUAAAAUUGACUGGGAAUACUUAGAGUUUUCAUCGUAGAAUGGCGUGGUUAUAUUUAUUUGCUCUUUGACUAAAAUGUUUAGCUGUAUUAUUGCUAAACAUGCCGUUUUUGAGAAUUUGGUUUUCAACUAGGUUGAGGCAUCCAACCACGCCAUCAGCCCAUUAAAAACAUUAGGCCACGUCAGCUAGUUUCCUAUCCAUUUAUUUUAUUAUCCAUGCUCUUGGCAAUAGACGUUUUUACUGUUUAUUGCACUUUUGCCCCGUUUUAAUGUCUUAAUGAUUUCCCAAUGUUUCGCGCACGAAUAUGUUUUCUUGUCUUUGAUUUUUAAUCAAAUUUGAAAUGAACAUCAUAACUGUCAUUUAUGGUCAAUUUAAAACAGAAUUCAAGAUUCCAUGGUUAGGGUUAGGGUUAGAGGUUACUUAUAGUUCUUUUAUUCUGUUUUUUUUUCAGCGCCUGGUCAUGACCGCCCAGGUCCAGACACAUUAAGGUAAAUAUACUACUAUACACUAUAUAUAGUUGCUACAAAAUCGUGGAUAUUUGAUAAUUGUUCAUUUCGAAUUAUUUCCUUCUUUGCACGCGGGAAUAAUAUAUUAAGGAAGUGGUUUCAUGGUUUUAAAAUUGUAAAACAGUUCACGAUAUUAUUUGUUAAAUGUUUUGGAGAAUAUGAAGAAAUUUUCAAAACAGCACUUCAGUUAAAAAUGCCCGCAACAUCUUGUUAACAAGUUGAUAACAACAAGCGCGUAGCAACUUGUUACAAACAGUAAUAUACAUAUAGAUAUUAGUCUUGUUAAUUGGAACAACUUGUAGCAAGUCUGUUACCGUCAUCAACCUUGUAAAACGAUGAUAACAACUCGUUCCAGACUUGUCACAACAACUGACAACAAGCAGUGCAUGAGAACACAUUCUGAUAUCGGCUUGACAACAACCUUCAUGUUACGACUUUUUGCAAAUCUGUAACAAAACUGUGCGUUUUUAUGCGGGUAUAGCUAUACUUCUUUUAAAAAGCUUCCCACUCCAAAUUCUUUUGGUAACCCGGAAGAGAUAGCUCAGCAGUUAUCCGAAUGAGAAAAUGAUGUUCAUUUCUUUCUUCCUAAAAGUGUCAACGGUUCUAUACUUGCGGAAUCCUGCCAAUAUUAUUUGAAAAAAUAACUAAGAGACGUUUAGAUAAGCGUAAAAUGACUUAACUAGUUUCGACUUGGCUGUUUUAAUUUGUGAGGAACUGAACUGAAGAAAUUGAUUAAUUGGUGUGUCCUCGAAGACGGUUCGCCAGAGCAAGCCGCAAGCUAGUGCCUUUCACUUCUGAGAUCAUUAUUAUUAUUAUUAUUAUUAUUAUUAUUAUUAUUAUUAUUAUUAUUAUUAUUAUUAUUAUUAUUAUUAUUAUUAUUAUUAUUAUUAUUAUUAUUAUUAAUUCUCCAAACAUUUGGUUUUUCAGAUUAAUAUACAUGUAAAUUAUAUCUAAAUUAUUCUAUUGUAUAUUUACAGUUUAAAAUCGUUAAAAUUAGAUAAGUUCAUUAAGAUUUUAAAAGAAAAAGUUCAAGCAGAUAGUUAUAAAAAGUACUUUUAAAGUCUUUACAAUUGUCAUGUACAGUAAUGUUACUAGGUAGAGAGUUCCACAGGGAUACUGCUCGGUAUUCAAAUGUUCGUUGUCCGGCCACCGAUCUAUAAGCUGGAAUGUUUGGUUUUUGUUUAUUUCUGGUGUUUCUGAUCGUGGCCUUGUUUCGAUUCCCACUGCAUUUUCAUGACACCAUGAAAAAAGUAGUAGGUACUCUACCACAUAGGUCUGGAAAAUAUUCUUACAGAUUAACCAGGGUGUUAGCUAGCCCAUAUACUGUCCGUUUGACGGACUCUUCCCAAUUGAAGUAGCUAAGGGGCUUUCCCAACUGUGUCUACUGGACGAUUUUCAUUUUUUCUGAUGAGAAAGUGCAUUGCGUUUGAUUUUAUAUUAUUAUAUCAAAGAACGUAUUAUUUACUUUUUCCAUUAACUAUUUUCUCAAAAUGUAUCGCGUUUCAUUCAUAUUGGGUGUAUUCACUGAAAUGAAAUGUACAAAACAAAGUGUUAUCGGUGUGCAUCCGUGUUCAUUCACCGGAAAUGAAAUAUACAAAACCAAGCUACCAUUGUUUGCAUCUAAGGAGAAACACGUUGGAAAAAACACUAUUUAUUCCUACACAAGGACUUUGAUCGGUCAAAAAAACUUUCCCAAUUAACGUUUAACGGACAAAACCUUUUUUCCCUGGCUAACACCCUGAUUUUUCAUAUCUUGCUUGAUUCUUGAAAUAUUUUGACCGAAUGCAAUUUCCCUAGCGAAUUUUUUCGCGCGUAGCGACCUUUUUCCUUUGUCGGCAUUCAUUUUACCACGUCUUGCUGACGUAAUAAGUGAUACCGACAAAGGAAAAAGGUCGCUUCGCACGAGAAAAUUGCUGGAAAGCCGGCUUCAGAAAGUCUUCGUCUUUGUCAGGUUGAACUGCGUCCUUCGCGAGUCAGUUUAUAGCUCUUAGCUGCAAGUUAGGAUCAUUAUUAGUACACCCCCACAUGCAGUACUAAAAUAUAACAUAUUUCAGUGAAAAGAACCAUGAGAAUUUCUAUUCAGUGCUAGCAGCCUAGCUUUUGGUCGUAUACACGGCUUCCUUGUAAUAAUCCCGGAAAAUAUGCUGAUAUUUACAGGCCUGGCUCGAGUAAUGACAAUAUUUUCCCACCAUCUAUCAUUCUACCAACGAUAGCAGAAACCUCCGGUAAGAAGUCUUUAACUUAGCUAACUUGUGCGACUGGAAGUAAAAAAGGCCAUUAUAGAGAGUUUACAGUAAAGUAAAAUACCCAGGUUCAAUAAUGUAGUUUAUUAUAUAAAGUGUAGUGCUUUUAUAGAGAUUUCGAGCACUGAUAAAAGUGAUAAUCUCACAUGUGAGAUUAUUCAUGAUAAUCUCACAUGUGAAGAUUAUCGCUUUUCAAUUAUCGCUUUUCUGUAAAAAUUGUCGCUUUUCGAAGACUGUCCUUUAUAUAAUAAACAGAAAAAAUACAUGUGUGCUUGGAAAUACCAUAUUUAUCCCAUGAAUUAUUCUCUAUUUAGUUAGCAAAGAUAAAGUGAGAGCGUACCAUAGUAUCAUGAACAAGCUUUCGCAGGGUGUUAGCAACAGUCAAAAAUUCCGCGUUAAACGCGGUUUUCCCAAUUACCUUGAGGUCGCAAUUUCCCAAUUUGGGUCAGCCAAAAAAUAGCAUAAAAAUUGAAUUAAUUUUUUCACAUCUGACAAUAGGCCAGUCACGUAUCUUACCGUCCAUCUUGCCGUCAAUAUGUUGUUAAUACGCCAUUAAAAACAUGUUUAUAACUACAUUUGCUCAAAAUUACUCCCAAAAUGCGGGAAAUGCCAUUUCAGAGACACAAAAAAUUGUCGCGAAAAAUUUUGAUAUGUCCGGAAAAAUUUUUGGACCCCUAAAAUGGUACACUGACCUAAAUUUUGUGGCGACGGGGAGGUCGCCUAAAAAAAAUUCCCAAUUUCAUGUAAACGCGGAUUUUUUUUACUUCUGUCUAACACCCUGUUUCGUUGCGUGGUAUAGGGAUGCGACUGACAUAUAUCUGAGAAAUGUAAGGAGAAUUUCGACGUUUCGAGCGAAGGCCCUUUGUCUGGAGUUACUAUACAGGGUGUAUAAAAAAAACUGAACAGAUUUGAAAUUGCUCUCAAUUUCGCAAAACACCUAUUUGUAUCCGGUUUUUUAUAUAUAUAGCUUCUUUGGGUACUUAUAAUGUAGAAUAAUGAAAAAAAUUCUCGAACUCAAAUUUUGUGAACCAGGGGGUGUGUCUUUUCCAACAAACUAAAAAUGGCUCGCGCACAAAAUUUAAAAGUUGUAAUCAUAUUUUGAGUUAAUAGAUGGAAAAUUUGUCGGUUUAGUUUAAGGCCUUUAACUAUUCACGCGAAGUUACAUUUUUCCUAAAAAUCAGCUAUUUGCAUGCUUAAUUAAUGCCUUUGCCUAAUUUGCAUAUGUUAGCAAUAUGCAAAUUAGGUAAAGGCAUUAAUUAAGCAUGUGAAAGUCUGAUUUUUUAGAAUAAAAUGAAUAGUUAAAGGGCUUAAACUAAACCAAAUUGUCUGAAAUUUUGUACAGUAAUUAAAAACCCAACAAAUGUUCCAUUUAUUAACUCAAAAUAUGAUUACAACUUUUAAAUUUUGUGCGCGAGCCAUUUUUAGUUUGUUGGAAAAGACACACCCCCUGGUUCACAAAAUUUGAGUUUGAGAAUUUGUUUUCAUUAUUCUACAUUAUAAGUACCCAAGGAAGCUACAUAUAUAAAAAACCGGAUACAAAUAUGUGUUUUGCGAAAUUGAGAGCAAUUUCAAAUCUGUUCAGUUUUUUUUUAUACACCCUGUAUAGUCGCUAGUAACUCCAGACGAAGGGGCCUUCGCUCGAAACGUCGAAAUUCUCCUUACUGUCGAUGCAAUGGAAGUGUUGAUAAAAUAUUGCACGAAUUCGUUUCCUCAAGUUGAUCAAUUCAUACAAAUUCAAAUUUCUUUUUACUUCCUGUGGCAAUCUCGUUCCCCGAGCCUGCGAUCGGGAAGGAACGCGAGGCUCUGGGAUAAUCCGUUUCAGGGAGGAAUCUGAUUGGCCAUUGAAAUGGAAUGCGUAGUUCAAUCUUAGCCAGGAUUCUUGGCUUCCGGUAACGGAUUAUCCCAGAGCCUUCGAUUCCUUGCCGAGGAUCGCAGGCUCGGGGAACGAGAUUGUUCCUGUGGGUUUCCUAUUGGUCAAUCGGUUCUGAAACGAAAUCUAAUUGGCUUAUCUAAAAGUAACAGGAAGUUGAUCAAUAUUUUCUAUCAAAUAAAUUGAUCUACUUGAGGAAAGGAAUUGGUGCAAUAUUUUAUCAACACUUCCAUUGCAUCGACAGUAAAACUUUUUUACUUCCUUUCUUUUACCUUUUAAAUGAAACUUUUAUAUCUAGGGCCAUUUUUAAAAUUUUGUUUUUUGAAUGUUUUACUUAGUCAUGCAAUCACGUCCUUCUAUUAACCGUGAUGCAAUAUACAGCUGUUUCAAUUAAGGUUGUCCACGAGCAAAGCGGAAAAAUCGAAUACGAGCGCGAAAGGCUGCUGGCUGGGAAUCGCUAACAAAUUAAUGCAUUUUCAAACCGAUUCGCAGCAGCCUUUCGCGCUCGUAUUUGACUUUUCCGCUUUGCUCGUGGACAACCUUAAUUGAAAAUAUCCCCGCUCAUAUUAUUGGCACUACACUGGCACAGACAGUACAAUACCAUAUUAACAGUGCACUUUUCUCUACAGAUCGAGAGCCCUCUAUUUCACCGAUUGGAGAAAUAGUUGAUCACGAAGUCGAAUAUAAGCAAGAAGCUCUUGACCUCUUGAUACAGAGGUAGAUGUUUGUGUAAAAUAUGUUUUUUGAAAGAUGACACUAUCCGGGACCUUUGUACAACCGGCCCCAGAAUAGUAAGUUUGGAUUUCCUCCUGUGGUAACACUGGACCUAUUAGGGCUGGCAUGCAUCUACUAGACAUCUAGGAGUCCUAGGAAUAAAACAGAACUGAAAACUGUUGAAACACUGGCCAAAAGGAAUCGCCCCUACUGGCAAAGCUAUCCAGUUUAAAAAGUCAGUUGGAACUAGGAAGCAAAUUCUGAAUAGAAUUUCCAUUUUGAAACUUACUAUUUUUUAAGUAGAGAAAGAGGACACAAUAUUCAAGUUAAUCAAGUUAUUUAAAAAGUCAGACUACUCAUGUAGUUUACAUUACGUUUCCUCCUGUACUAACAAUACCGGAGCAAAAAGAAACGAUACUCUCUGUAUAGGAAGAGCAGCUUAGACAGAAAGCCAUUGUGCUAUGAAGUUAAAAUAGUUCAUUUGAUUUUGAUAUUUCUGAUUCUAAGAGUCACUAUAUAUCUCUUGUAUUAAAGACUUCUGAGAGAGGUUUUGGGCGAUAGAGAUCAGACGAGUUUUUCUGAAAUUUUCCCUCCACGACCAAAUGAUACGAGAAGAAUAAGGGCAGCGAGAGGACUGUAUGAGCUACUAGGUAAGAUGAUAAUUUCAGUGUCAGAAGGCAACAUCAAUCAGUUAUCCUUUUUCCAUUAGGGGAAAUAUAACUACAGUAGAUAAAAUUAUAGGAAAUAACGUCCAAGUUUGAAGCGAAGCCCCCGUCGUGUGCAAUUGAGGACAUGGAUCGGGAAAACAAACGACUGCUUAUGCAAAGGGUUUCGUUCAAACCAUCAAAGAUUUUCAAAACUUUUUCACUAUUACUAUAUGCAACUGCAUCCUUCACUGAAUCACCCAUGCGCUUCGGUAUUGCAAAAGAGCUUUGUUUUCUGCUUACAGAAAUACACAUGUAACCAAUCAAAGUUAACCAAUCAUAUAUUUCAGUAUUAACUACUAUUUAACUACAGAAUAGUGGUUAAAAGUAGUUAAAAGUUUUAUACAACCGAUCCGUGAUAUUUACCCAAUUAGAAACAUAAAAAUCUGACAACUUGUCGACUAGAUGUGUUCACAACAGAUUUGUAGCAAGAUUGUCAAGAAGUCGUAACAAUACUGUUAUUAAGUUGCUUCAAGGUUGUCAUUCACAACUUGACAACUGACAAGUUAUUGAAAUGCAGGAUGAUAACAAGUUGUUGGAACAACUUGUAACAAGUUUGUCGAGUUCAUCAUCUUUGUAGCAAGUUGUCAACGAGCUGGGAACAAGCAGUGCGAAUACAUGCACCCAUGCACCCUUUCGAUAAUUACGUCACACAUAGUUUUUGGUCUUGGAGCCUCGCUCUCAUUAGUAAAUUACGCAAGGUGAUUGGCUCACGAUUCAUAAGAGCGAGGCUCCCAGGCCAAAUGUCGUAAUUAUCGAGAGGGUGUAUCACACAACCUGUUGACUUGUUGGAACAGCAUUGCUAUACAAGACUGCUGCAGGUUUGUUACAACUUGUCUGUGUUUGAGUUGCAUUAUUAGUAGCUACCCCUGCAGUUCCGUCGAAAAAUGUCUAUAAUCUACACUAGAAAAUUUCCGUCUACCAAAGAAACCUUUAAAUGUAAUUUCAGUUUGGCAUCAAAGAAACGUUGCAGUUCUCUCUCAACCUGAAGGCGGAUUCAGCGAGAUCUAUAUUGAACGGGGAAGUAACUUUUGAUCCAUGCAUCCCUGAAGUCCACUGACUGGCAAUUACGAAACCAAACUGAUAUGGACGAAAUUCACACGUUUUAAAGUAGGUACAAAGAAUUGAGGUAUGUUGCUAACGUUUCUCACAAAAAUGAUAUGUUCUUAAUAAAAUAGCGUUUUGGUUUUAGCCCUAUAGCCUCGAGUUUUUUAUGAAUAGAACAAAUUAGGCGAGACUAUAUUAUAGACGCAAUCUUAAUUUUAUAUUUUUGAAUAUCUUAAUAUAGAGGUGUUUUAUUAUUUGUCAUAUAAUUUUACUCUAUAGUGUGUCAUAGAAUGUCCAAUAGUACCAGGUUCAGCUAUUUAUAACUGUAUAGUAUCUCAUAGUGGAGUUAUUUAUAAAAUAGAAAUAUCAUAAAGUUUAUAUUUAUAAGUUGGGUUGAUAAAAUUGUUAAAUAUAUUGUAUAUCUGUAUUUAAUGUACAUUUAAAUAAACUGUUUGUAGAUUUCAGAUACAUUAUUCUGCAAUUAAUAUUUCUUACUUUGCAGUUUUUUCCCCUAUUCAUCAUGUAUAUACACUUCUCGAAUUUGCUUGAGCGACAAACAUUUUCUGGGGGUGCUCCCCCCUAUACAAAAUCCCACUUUUUCAGUUCAUAACUUCCUAGUUAUACAGUAGGUCCAUUUUUCUUGAUGGCCCCUUCACUGAAAAAUUCUUGGACGAGGCCCUGUGUUAACCUGGUCUUGUUGAAGAGUAAAUUAAUUAAUUUGUGUGUAACCUUAAUACCUGUGAUGCAGCGGGUUUUAUGGCAGAGUGGGCAGAUCCCCCAUGUCUCAUGUACACAAAUUCAGGAAAUGUCUAUAUUAAUGAUGCAAACUAUACUCUACAAUUCCCUACAACACAACUGGCGCACAGCUGACUAUUUUAAAUCAAAGUUCAGGAUAUUGAGUCUCUUGUCCAAGGCCACAAAAAGUUUUGUAUGGUUAAACUUGAGCGAGUACACUGAACUCGUUGUAUGUCGACUGCCAUGAUAGUACUAAAGGAGAAAAAGAUACAUUAGAAAGGUACUGUACAUUAUUGUAUUUGUACAUAACAGUUAUAUUAAUCUAUGAAGCGA
Molecule: messenger RNA, 11244 nt
Organism: Paramuricea clavata
Lineage: Eukaryota; Metazoa; Cnidaria; Anthozoa; Malacalcyonacea; Plexauridae
Source: the annotation of a GenBank genome assembly